ACCACGUGUGAGAUUCAUAAGGUGUACAGUAGGCGGCGAUAAUACUCCACUUCAGUAACAACAAAGAAGAAGAGUAGGCAGGCAGACCAGUUCAAAUCACGGCACAAGAGUCUCAGCCAAAUGUACAGACAACAACCAUUAAAACAGCAGCAAAUGUGUAUAGACUCUGUGAUCACAGUUUCAAACCAUCCAGAUGUAAUAAAUAAAGACUGUUUCAUGGACAUAAGCUUGCGGACAAAGCGGAGUAUGCGGUCGUGUUGGAGGAAUUUGCUGGCAAACUUCAGGACACGACUCUGGCCGUCUGCGGCUCAUGUAAAACUCCGUUAUUGAGGUACGAUCGCGUGUCCAAAGACGCAGAACGAAUUAUAAUACUCAUUCAUUCAGGGUAUGUGGAAGAAGACCAGAGAGAAACGGUGUGCGACUUCAAUUCCCACACUAGAGGUGAAGAGAAGAGACGACGAGAAGUGAUGGACACAGCAGCAAAAUGAUGAUGAUAAAAACACUGUAUCCAGCUCCCUACAGUUCACUGACAGCGCUGCAGCUCAUCAGACAAUACUGUACCAAAGUCGUUGUCAACAUUGCUUAGUGCAUGUGGAGGAUAAUAGUACACGGAGAAACUCAAAACUGCAUCAAAACCUUUACUGGAGAAACUAAAAACAUUUGAGGAGUUUCAACAGACUUUGCAUAGUACAGCAAAACAUAUUAAGUUUCAGGCCCAGCACAUAGAGAGGCAGAUUAAGGAAGAGUUUGAGAAACUUCACCAGUUUCUACGUGUUGAAGAGUCAGUAAGGAUAACUAAACUGAGGAAGGAAGAACACCAUUAGAGUCAGACAGUGAAUGAGAAUAUUAAGAAAAUGAACACAGAGAUUUCCUCUCUUUCAGACACUACCAGAGCUAUAGAGGACAAGAUGAAAGCUGAAGAUGCUUUAUUCCUACAAGCAUGUCCGUUUACGUACAGCAGAUUCAAUAUACUGGAGACAAAUGCGAAGUUGUUUUUGAAAAUGUGUUGUUCUAUAAUCUGUCAUUUUUACAGACUAAUGCCGCUUUGAAAAGAGUUUCCCAGUGUAAAGCACCGGAUCCGGAGGACAUUUCUGGAGUUCUGAUCAAUGUGCCAAAACACCUGAGCAACCUGAAGUUUACUGUGUUACAGAAGAUGCAGAAAACUGUUGAUUACACUCCUGUGACCUUUGACCCCAACACUGCUCACUGUAAUCUCAUCCUGUCUGAGGAUCUGACCAGUGUGAGAUACAGCGAUGAGGAACAGAUUCUUCCUGAUAAUCCAGAGAGAUUCGACAUGUUUGCGUGUGUUCUGGGCUCAGAGGGCUUUGACUCUGGCUCUCACUGCUGGACUGGGACAGUGGAAAGCUGUUGUUCUCUGACCCUCUUACUGAGACACACAUACACUCUUUAACAUACACGUUCUCUGAAAGAUUAUUUCCAUUUUUUGGUGUUGGCUGUGACAUUUCUCCCUUGGUUAUCUUACCAUUAAGGUCAGUUUGCUAAAAUCUUGCAGUCUUCUGUCAGCUCCUAUUCUGGUGUUCCUCAUAUAGGAGUCACACUUGUGAUCUUCUGUGGUCAACUUAGAAGACAAUAAGCGUUAAAAUUUUUAAUGAAAGAAAUGUGCUAUACUUUGUUUCUAUCAUAUUUAUUCUUAAAUAUUGUGUAUUUUGAGAGAAUUUUCAUGGUACUAAACAAUAUUUACCUCUGAAUUACCAUUUAUUUCUAUAUAAAAUAAUACAAAUGCUACAACAUAUAUUUCAUGUUAUUUUAAAUUAAUAGUGUUUAAGAAGAAAAAAAAUAAUAAAACUGAAUGAACGUCAGGCAGAUUGGUGCCCCCUAGUGGAAUAAAGAAAAUCAUAUGCCUGUAUAGCUCUAGAGCUGUGUAUUCCCUGGUUUUCAGAUGUAAUGACUUGUAUAAGGUUUCCAUUUGGACAUAUAUUUAGACAUAACAGAUACUACUUUAUCAUGGCUGAUUUGUAGAUUGUGUCUCAAAAAAUCACUAUUUAUUUUCAUAUUUCUAAUAUUUUCCAUGCCUUUCUAAUGGCGAACAUUUUUGAUUGCGAAGAUCACAAAUGUGACUUUUUUUAAGACCAUUUAGCCUUUUUUAAUCAUGUCCACACUUUGUGUGUUCAUAUAGCAAGUGCCAUAAAAGUCAUCAACUUCCGUACCAUUCUGAAGUAAAAGAAAAAAAAAAACAAUUUAAAUGUAAAGUACAAAGAACAGAAGAGAAGAGGAUGUGCCAGUUAAACUACUGCCAAAGACCAUAUCUGCUAUACUCUCUGAUACUGGUUUGUAAUAUACUGAUUUUGGAUGCAGUUCAUUAUACGUUUUAGGGCUUAAAUGGAAAAAUACAUUAUAAGCAUUAUAAGCCUCCUGAAUGAAAACUGUGCAACCCAGUGUCCCAAAAAUACUUGUAUAUAUGUAUUAUAG
Messenger RNA from Onychostoma macrolepis, 2430 nucleotides. Its product is annotated as zinc-binding protein A33-like. The transcript is spliced from 5 exons. NCBI's taxonomy places the organism in Eukaryota, Metazoa, Chordata, Actinopteri, Cypriniformes, Cyprinidae. The record is from RefSeq and is a predicted model, not a curated record. Bases 941 to 1411 code for a protein of 156 amino acids.